AAUGGACGUUCUUGUUUUGCGUAGAGCCGAUCAAGUACAUCGAUAACCCUGUAUCAACCUUUCAGGGGUUCCGUACUGUUGUAGACAUGCCCAAUAGACCUAAAAAGGAGAAGACAGCAACGAAGACGACUGGCAGUGCAAAAGCUACUGGCAAAGAAACCUCAGACAAUGGGGACAAUGAGGCAAAGAAAAAGGCCCAACAGCCAAAUACUGCAGAAACUCAUCCACCACCUACAGCAAUAUCAAAAAUGAAGUACCCAGGACCCCCUCACAUAAAGAGGGACAAGAGACAGAACUCAUCACGUUUCAAUGUCUCUAAGAACAGGGAGCUUCAAAAACUGCCAUUGCUCAAAGAUGCCACGCCUGCAGAGAGAGAGGAACUAUUCAUUCAGAAGAUCCGACAGUGUUGUGUGCUCUUUGACUUUGUGCAAGAUCCUCUCAGUGAUUUGAAGUGGAAGGAAGUGAAGAGGGCGGCCCUCAAUGAGAUGGUGGAGUAUGUUACCCAGAACAGAGGAGUUAUUACUGAAGCCAUUUACCCAGAAGUCAUCCACAUGUUUUCAGGUAACCUGUUCAGAACAUUACCCCCCUCGUCCAAUCCCAGUGGUGCGGAGUUUGACCCAGAGGAAGAUGAACCCACGCUAGAGGCUGCAUGGCCACACUUACAGCUGGUGUAUGAGUUUUUCCUGAGGUUCCUCGAGUCACCAGACUUUCAGCCCAACACAGCCAAACGGUAUAUAGACCAGAAGUUUGUGUUACAGCUUCUGGAUUUAUUUGACAGUGAAGACCCCCGUGAGAGAGAUUUCCUCAAAACCAUAUUGCACAGGAUAUAUGGCAAAUUUUUGGGGCUGAGGGCGUACAUUAGGAAACAUAUAAACAACAUUUUUUACAGUUUUGUUUAUGAAACAGAGAGACAUAAUGGCAUUGCAGAACUUUUAGAAAUUCUAGGAAGUAUAAUCAAUGGAUUUGCAUUACCCUUGAAGGAGGAGCACAAGACUUUCUUGUUGAAAGUGUUGCUGCCGCUGCAUAAGGUCAAAUCUCUCAGUGUGUACCACCCUCAGCUGGCCUAUUGUGUGGUGCAGUUCUUGGAGAAGGACCCCAGUCUCACAGAGCAGGUGAUAAUGGGCUUGUUAAAGUUCUGGCCAAAAGUUCACAGUCCAAAAGAGGUGAUGUUUCUCAAUGAACUGGAGGAGAUCUUAGAUGUGAUAGAACCGGCUGAGUUCACCAAGGUCAUGGAGCCCUUGUUCAAGCAGCUGGCCAAGUGUGUCUCAAGUCCUCAUUUCCAGGUAGCAGAGCGAGCCUUAUACUAUUGGAAUAACGAGUAUAUCCUCAGUCUAAUAUCGGAUAACGUAGGCACUGUCCUCCCUCUCAUGUUCCCCGCGCUCUAUAAGACCCAGCAGCACUGGAACAAAACUAUCCAUGGUUUGAUAUACAAUGCUCUGAAGUUGUUCAUGGAGAUGAAUCAAAAACUGUUUGAUGACUGCACCCAACAGUAUAAAGUUGAGCGUCAAAAGGAAAAGGAAAAGCAUAGACAGCGAGAUGAUGCUUGGAAUAAGAUAAACAAUCUAGCUCAGGAUAACCCACAGUACAAGAGCGUGAUGCGGUCCCCGGUGGGCUCAGGCAGCCCGGGCUCCAGCCUGUCCCCAGCCCCCAACAGCACAGAGGAGGACGGGGACCUCAUGGUUACCAUGGAGAAGCUGGAGGCUGAGGCCAAGGAUGCAAAGAAUUCUAUUAUCCAGAAGAAGAAGAAGGAGAAGCCCCUGCUGCGGCGCAAGUCGGAACUGCCUCACGACAUGUCCAUGAUCAAAGCUCUGGAGAGCCACAAGCGCAGUGACGAGUUCCUCAUCACGUCCUCGGAACAGAAUUGAUGACGGCCCCCGACAUCUGGCCAUGCAGCACGGAGAUUAGAGUGCUGCCCGUACACACAGAUGAUGCGCACUCUUUGAUUCGUGCGUGUUGGCAAGGGGGUGGGGAGGGUGGAGGGGACGGUCAGACAUGAGAUGGCUUGUGCCUGUGUACACAUGGAGGGUGCUCACAACUCACAGCUAGGCUUUGCUAUCAGCAAAAACGUGUCGGACCUCUUGGGGAGCAAUGGAGGAGUUUUUUUGGGGUUAUUUUAGUUGGUCAUUGCUUACUUGGUGAAGGAAUAGAAAUAGAUUCCAUCUCCACAUUUCUUGUCUUUUCUUCCUGAAGUUUCUGCUUUACUCAUGUAAACAUACAUCAUGAAAUAGAAUAGAAGUCUGGUAGAUUUAUGCAGCCAUUCUUUGAACAGGCCCUGUCAGUUAUGUAGCUGGUAUCUGCUAAGUGACCAUGAAAGUUUUAAGCUUCUCAAUUAAAAGAGUCUGAGAUGUCCUAUAGAGAGAUGCACACAUAUUGUGUCUGUGCUUGUCAAUGCCGGGGUUGGGAUCAAUGACAUUGAUGCAUUUUACCACCUGUUCUUGUUUCUAUUGAAUGUAGGAGCAGUUCAUGUACUUACGCUGAAGAUCCUUACUUUUUCUUUUCACUUCAGCCCUCUUUUAAUUUGAAGGUUAUUCCCUCAUAACAUCAUGUUAAAUCAAACAUUGUCCCACUUCGGCAUCAGGUGUAGGUGAGUGUUUGCAUUGUGCUAUGGGUUUGUUUUUCCCGAAAGAGUUCUGCUUCCAGUGGGUGCCGAAAUCAGUGUUAUUAAAGGCUUGAAAACGAACAGAGAGGGAGCAAGUCGGAUCAUGUACUGCAGUCCUCUGCCUGUUUGUUCACCUCAGGCUUUAUUUCCGGACUAGUGUUCAGUGGUAUCUGUGCAUUGUGAACCUCAGCAACUAAAGUGGGAGGCAUGUUUUUCACAACCGCUUGUCAUCAUAGGUAGGAGAAAAAUGAACAAACGUCGUUCAUUUGAUAAUGGAAGGUUUUGUUAGUUUAUGAGAUAGAUGGGAUUGGGAGUGGACGUCAAGCCAUUUGUUCGUUUUUCAAGGGGUGUUGGGUCCACAGUUUGUACAACUAGUUGUGGUAAAGAGAGUUAGAACUGUUCGUUUCUUUGAUAUUUGUCAAAAUGACAAAACUCACCAUAAUUUUUCUAGUAAAAGCAAAAGCUGUCAGAAUAUUGUCACCGAUGGCUUCAGCGAGUCGAUAAAUGAAAAAUAUGAAGAAAAGUGGUAAGAGAAACAUCUCUUUGAUCAACUUAACAGCGCUACUGACUACAAAGUUGUGAGAGAAAGGAAAUACGUAGAACAUACAUAUGUGUUCAGGAUUUCUUCCUAAGUAACAUUUUGAAAACUAAAUGUUUCUCAAUGGACAAAUUUCCUCAUUUUCUUCACCUUUCCACCACCCAAAUUUGGCCUUUCAAUUGUGGAGUGUAGCUUGAACAGACUGGCUUGUACCAAGCCUAACAUUCUACUCGAAAUUUAUAUUUACAGACUGAGCAUUAUACAUUGCCUUCUUGAAUUUUGGAUAAGAACAGAUUCUUUUUGGUGUCCCUAUGAGUUGUUAACUGCUUUGGGCCUUAAUCUCCUGCAGAAAUAGUUUGGCUUAGAAAUGUAUAUAUAUGCAGGGUGUGGGAAGCUUGAACUAAUUACUGAGAUUUUUAAAAAAAACUUUUUAACGAUGUGUGCAUUGGUGUCCUACACUUUUGGACAUUUUUCCUUUCUCUCUUUUUUUUUUAAAAACUUGAUUCAGUGGUAGGGGCUAGCUCACAAUAUGUACAUGCAUUCUUGAGUGAUUUUUAUUAAUAAAAAUUUUAUAUGAUGUACAUAGAGCUUAUUGAAUAUGGUGAAAUUUUACCGUGAUAUAGUCCUUCGAUUGUUCUGUCAUUGUACAGGCAUGUUCUCAAUGCAUUUUCCUCCUCUUGUUUUGUUUUUCUUGCAAUGGGCUCUUGAGAGGAAGGGAGGUACCACACAAAGGGUAUUCAUGUAUCAUUUGUUGUAAAUCGCUCUUUCUCCAACUCAGACGAUUUAUGAAAGACGUCCAAUAUUACCUUUUUAUGCUGGUUUUUUGUAAAAAAAACAAACUGUUAAUACCACCCAUUUUGUUGCUUUUUUAAAGUCAUCUGGAAAAAAAAAAAUCUUCAGCAUAGUAUCAGUUGUUAAAUAUUCUGUACCGUACUUUACGUGGCAUUGUCUAUCGCAAAAUGUUAUUUGGAGAGUUGUGUGUUUCAUGUAACCAGUCCUGCCUAGUCUCUGUGUGUUGUAUACUCUUGUGUAACACUAAGUAAAUGAUGAAUACUCUAUGAUGACUUUUGUGACUUUGUCUUCUGAGGAGAGCACAUGGAGGUGUGCUAAGGGGGGAAUGAGUGUCGGUCGACCUUGAGCAUGAUAGUGACCAAUUGAUGGUGGUGGUGGGCAGGUUGUUGGGUUGUUUUUUUUUUUAAAGGCAUAAUCUCGCAUGUCAUUUCCCUGGGGGGGUUCUCCAUUGUGUCCCCCAGGUAUCGCUGUGUUGUUCAAAUUUGCUCAUGCAAUCCACCCUUGUUUCAUGUGUUGACUCGUGUUUCCCGAGUGGAUGGGAUAGCAGGGGCGGUUCACUGGGACAGUUGUAUCUGCUACUGAAUGCUUUGUCAUUGUGUUGUUUAGAUUUACUUUUUUGUUUAUGUUUCUUGUAGUCUGCAAUGAAGCCUACACCAUCAUCUCCUCUUAAGCUCAGCCUCAUUUUUUAAUAUUUAGCCGUUGACAUAUGAGCAGACCAAGUUCCUGUGAACAGACAUAGAGUUGAAAUGUUUUUCAUGUUUCAUUGCGCCCCCUUCUCAGGCAUAACCACAGUAGUGGAAAUGUUAGGGCUUUUCAGUAUUUUAACAAUUACAAUACACAUAUAUAUGUAUAGAUAUAGAUAUUAUGACCUAAUAUGGCCUUCCGCAUUACAUUCUAUGAGUGAGUCCAUCAGAAACAAAAGUGACCGUCCUGCCGUGAUCUCUAGGCCUGGAUGUGUGAAGUGUUAUAGUGUGCUGGGACAUGCAUCCGCCUCCCGGUGUCAUCAACUCAUGAGGCCAGUUUGUUAAUCAGUAUGCUACUUUCUGUUUUAUUCUUCUGUGUAGCUCCAUGCGAAACUUCACUAUCUGCGAAAACAACUGUUUGACUGGGCGUUUGGAAGGUGCCACAGGUAGCUUGUUCUGAAGUCCUGACUCCCUCUGUUGUCUUGGAUUCAUACACCCCCCCCCCCCCUGAGUUUUGUAGAAAAGACUAGUGUUUUCGCCUGAGAAAAACUGAUGUGGCCUUUUUAGCAUUUAGCGUUUUCUUUUUCUUUUGAUCUACUCUCCUGAAUGAAGUACCGUGGCUGGUCUUGAGUGAUUGUGUGGUGUAUUGUUGGAAUAUCUAGGACUUUUUUGAAAAAUGAAUUCUGAUCAAAUGAUUCUCAGAUGUGCAUGAUGGCUUUUUUUGUGUGUGUGUCCCCUUACCAGUACCAAAAAGAAAAGGUAGGGAACUGACCAGAUGAUUUGUAUGGCUAAAGCGAAUGUCUUUUUUUUCUUUCUGUGUUCCCUUGACAUUGUCUUCAGCAGCAUCCACUGUAAAGAUAUUCACUGUUCCCACAUCCUUGACCCAGGGGAUGGAACUGAAGUCAUAAUAUAGUUGUGUAAGCCUGAAGGAAAAGAUGUCACUUGUCGUCUUUCUUCAUGUCCUGUCUGCUCUAAAUGGAGUUUGUAUGGAGGCUAUUUAUAUUUUUUACCGGGUAUGUUGGCUGGACCAGUGGGAUGUGUGUCUUUUCUUUGCAGCAUUCAUGUCUUGGUAUUCCUGGUUUUUUUUAAAAAAGGGUAUGUAUGCUUAUGGCUCGGAACUGAAGUGUUUUUAGCCUAUGAAUAUGUACAUUAGUACGCUAAGCUUUUGAAUUAUUUUGAAUGGCAGUGGAGAGCGAGUACGUUCUAAGCAAAACGAAAUAGGAAAUAUUUAGAGAACCUUAUUUCUAGUGUAGCCGUGUACUGGAGCUGUAUCAUGUUACAUAUACUGUGUGUUCUGUGAUAAUCAUUUGUGUCUGUCUGUAUGUGUUUGUCUUUGUGUGUGUGUGUGUGUAUGUAUGUGUGUGUCCGAAUGUGGCUACACCUGUACCAAGUACAGGUUCUAUGUCUGCAGUGUUUGCCUGACUGCUCGUUUUACCACGUCAUAGACCAGGUGAUACUGCGUUGGGAGCAAAGAGUUUAUCAUACCGUGGACAAUUUUGCAUCUGCUUCAUCCUCCAUCAUUCUCUCUGCCCCCCUUCCCCCAAGCUGUUUUCAUCAUGAUGCACUAGUUGAGUUUGUGUUGCAUGUUAUGGCUACUCACAUUUUGACGUCAGCUAGAGGCACUUGGUUUUUCCCUACCCCACCCACCUCCCCCAGCACGAUGACAACACAAUGUUCCAUUAUGAUACACACUGUUAUUAACAUUCCAGUUUCGUACCUGUAGAGCCUUUGCCAGACUUAUUGUUUUCUUUUUGUCAAAUUUAUUGUUCAAUGGUAAUUUUACUCUCAUCAUAGGGAUGCAGUAAUUAGACAUACGUUGAUUUUCAUUCAGAGCAUUUAUCUUGAGUAUGGAUGUAUCGUGUAAUAACUUGUUGGCAUGCAGGUCCCCCCGCCCCCCAAACCACAAUGUCUGCUAUAGUUUCUUGUGAUUGCCGUGGCAAAAGUUCCACCUAGAUGUGUCAGCUCACAGACUUCUCUUCAAAUUCUGUUACCGUUAGUGUGUUCCGAUAUGUGGUUAAUGGGUAUUUUGGAUAAAAUAUUUAUAAAGAGUAUUUCUCUCUCUCUCUCUCUCUCUCUCUCUCUCUCUCUCUCUCGACUGCACUCUGCACUUUCUUCUUGUAAGGACCAAUUAUGUCUCAUUCCUGUUCUGAACAAAGCCGGGGGAAAAAAGGGACCUUUGCGUCAAGAUCAGGUGCACUGGUCAAUUUUUUUUGGGUACUGGUAUGGAAUUUAUAAUGUGUAUUUUUUUCAGACCGAGUUGCUGUUGAUGUAAGAAUUAUUUAGACUUUUUCUCCACCCCUGUCAAUGCGUUGCCCAAACCACACAGUACUGUGGGGUAGGAGGGUCUUCCGGUCAAACUAACCAAGAGCAUGUAGUAGUUUCCAUUUUUUGUUUUGUUUAGCUCUUAUAUAUUUAUUUGUUUUUUUUUUGUUUUUUUAAAGUCAUGAUAUAAUGAUUAAGUAACUCCAUUGUUGUGCACUCUUUCUUUUCCUUAUUUUCAUUAUUGUAAUAACUAUGGUACUCAUGAAAGUGUCUAGCCAAGAAUUUGUGACUCAUUUUGCUCUUAUAUUCAUAUGAGGCAGUAUGUGUUUGUAGGUGUACGUGAGUGGGUGUAUGCAUGUCUGUAUGUUUGUAGACUUGUUUGUAUAUGAACAUCUCUCCAUUUCAAAGUAAGACAAAUAAUAUUGAAUAAAAACAAUUGUUUUUAAUCAAACGAU
Molecule: messenger RNA, 7329 nt
Organism: Aplysia californica (California sea hare)
Lineage: Eukaryota; Metazoa; Mollusca; Gastropoda; Aplysiida; Aplysiidae
Product: serine/threonine-protein phosphatase 2A 56 kDa regulatory subunit delta isoform
Exons: 17
Coding region: 87-1865 (592 amino acids)
Biological process (GO): protein dephosphorylation; signal transduction
Cellular component (GO): protein phosphatase type 2A complex; nucleus; cytosol
Molecular function (GO): protein phosphatase activator activity
Source: RefSeq, a predicted model, not a curated record